Messenger RNA from Acinonyx jubatus (cheetah), 1528 nucleotides. It is a transcript of the gene DNAAF6, whose product is annotated as dynein axonemal assembly factor 6. The record is from RefSeq and is a predicted model, not a curated record. The coding region runs from base 162 to 818 and encodes 218 amino acids. Lineage: Eukaryota; Metazoa; Chordata; Mammalia; Carnivora; Felidae. Gene Ontology annotation, molecular function: protein-folding chaperone binding; dynein intermediate chain binding. Gene Ontology annotation, biological process: axonemal dynein complex assembly; flagellated sperm motility. Gene Ontology annotation, cellular component: cytoplasm. The transcript has 7 exons.
CAACGGUCUUGGUCAGAUCCGUUGAGGACUGAACAGCGGGCCACACUUAAGUGGGCUAGAGCGUGGUGUGUAAAGACUACCUGUACUUGGCAAGCCUGCUACUCACCAAGGACUGAUUGGGAGAGUAUUAUAUAUCGUUGGACUAUACCUGUCAAAAAAAUAUGGAACCUGAAAAUAUGGAGUCUGAAAAUACAGAAACCGAAAAUAUGGAAACUGAAAACAUGGAAUCUGAAAACAUGGAAAUUGAAACCAUUUCUUCAGUUUCAGCCCUGCAAGCUCUCUCUAAGCUACUUUAUCCUGAAGAGGAUGAUUUUGAGGCUGGACAGCCAAAUUGUUCAUCUGCUUUUGGAGCCAUGGGUCCUGGGAAUAUUGGACCACCAAGAAUAGAAGAGCUCAAAGUCAUCCCUCAAAACAGUGAUGAAAAUGUCGAGGAUAUCUGGAAUCCAGAGGAAGUUCCAGAGGGAGCAGAGCACCAUGACACGUGGGAUGUUAGAGAAAUACCAGAGUAUGAGAUUAUAUUCAAACAGCAGGUGGGAACUGAGGAUAUGUUCCUAGGAUUUUCGAGAAAAGACUCUUCAACAGCAUGUUGUGAAGAUCUAGUGGUUAAAAUUAAACUGCCGAAUACAAACCCUUCUGAAAUUCAAAUUGAUAUCCAGGAAAUGAUCCUUGACCUUCGCACUCCUAAUAAGAAGCUGUUGAUAACCCUUCCCCACCCUGUGGAAUGCAACAGUGCCAAAGCUUUCUAUAUCCUGGAGACGGAGACUCUUGAAGUCGCCCUAACAAUGAAAAGAGACUUGGAUUUUAUUAACUUCUUCUGAAGCUUCAUGAACAAGAAGGAAACAUGGUAAAACAGCACUGCUAAAAAAUUUUUAAAAAAACCUUUGAAAAAUUGGCAAAUGUCUCCUAUCUUUUUUAUUAUUCUGACAUAGUUCAUAAAGGGUCUAAAUUCAAUUCUAGUGAGUUCCUGGUCAUUUACCAUCAUUCCUAUUACUCUGGUGGGAAAUACUGUUUUCUUAUAUUCAUAAGUUAUUCCAUUUUUUUGGUGAUAGCUGGAUAGAAUUUGCAGGUUAACCAAUUAGAUUACUGCAUGGUCAAUUCAAACUGAAAUAUGACCAUGAAAUGGUUGGUCCACUUAUUUCAGUAGUCUGAAGAACUUAAGCCAAUUAAUUAUACUAUGAUACAAUCAGUUCCAUUGCAAUUGGUCAUUAUUAUGCCAGAAAAGUUUAUUUGGCUGCCUUCUCAUUGAUUUGAUCAAAUGAUUUACAGUAUUCUCUGGUUAGGUUCUCACAAUCCUGGGAUGUACAAAUAACAAAGGAUUAUAAAUAGUUUGGUACGCUAUCCUAAACAACAUGUUUUACUUGAAUAAGAAAUACUUCAGAACACACAGUGUUAUUUAGCUUCCUCAGUCCUGCUUUCAGUAUCUGGAUCUGGUUAGGUUAAAAAUCUUCUUCCUUUUGUGCACUAAUAAUUACUAACAAUACCUUUUGGACUACUGUGUGUAUAUUUAGUAUUGAAAUCCUUGACAUUU